Lucilia sericata (common green bottle fly) is the source of this 1110-nucleotide messenger RNA. RefSeq lists its product as uncharacterized. Bases 77 to 1084 code for a protein of 335 amino acids. Gene Ontology annotation, molecular function: zinc ion binding. The record is from RefSeq and is a predicted model, not a curated record. Lineage: Eukaryota; Metazoa; Arthropoda; Insecta; Diptera; Calliphoridae. The transcript is spliced from 3 exons. Gene Ontology annotation, cellular component: nucleus.
UUUGUUGGUAGAAAAAAAUCUAUUCUAUUUUUUUCAAACAAAAUUUUUUUUUUAUAAUAAUUCAGUUUAACUGAAAAUGGCGUCGCAUCCAUUUGGUCGUGUUUGUCGCACUUGUUUAAAACAUCCCAGAAAUAUGCAAAAAUUAAGCAAUUUAUUGGAAAAUGGGACGAAAAUCGAAGAUAUCCUUAAACAAACUAUACCCAAUUUCGAACUAAAAGUGCAGGGCAUGCCGCAGCCUGAAGAAAUAUGUAAAACUUGUCUUAAUAAAUUAAAAAAAUCCUAUGAUUUUGUACAAAUAUGCCAAAACAGCAAUAAGGAAUUGGAAAAUAUCUGGAAACUACAGGAGCAGGAAAGAUCCCAAGAAAACAUUACAGAGGAUGUUCCAGAUGUUAAGGUAAAAGAAGAGUUGUCCAGAACCUCUAAUAAAGGUCCCACAAAAGACAUUGAAAAACCAAAUGAAAGUGAUGCGGAAGACAAUAGCAGCUCGGAAUAUUCUUGGCCUAUUCUAGAAGAAUAUGGUGUUGAAAGUAGUUGCACUGAUAUAAGUUCCACACAAGCCUCUGAAGAUACAAAACUUGAAAUUGAAAAUUCAAAUGAGAACGAAGACACUAGCAGCUCGGAGGAUUCUUGGGCUUUUCAAGAUAAAAAUAAUAGCGAAAGCAGUAGCAGUGAAAAUGAUACAACAGCUUCACCACCAACUAAAAAAACCUUAUUAACUAAACAUUUGGCGAAUGAAUUUGCUUGUCAUAUGUGUAGCUAUCGUUUUUCUACCGAAAGAAAACUAAUGAACCACUUAAUUUGGAUACACAAAUUUAAAGCCAGUAAUUUACAUAAGGGACACUAUGACUGUGAAUACUGUUCCUUUAAAUUUUAUGAAAAAAUGGAAUGGGCCAAUCAUGACUGUAUGAAAAUAAAAGGAAAUCGAAAAUUGUGUAGCUUUUAUUUUGAUGCUUGGCCACGAAAGAAUCAAUUUAAUGAAGGACCCUUUAUAUGUAAAUAUUGUUCAUUAAAAUUUUAUGAAAAAUCGGAUUUGUAUGAUCAUGGUUGUUAUAUGAAAGCAAAAAAACAAAAGCGUCGGCUUUAAAAAUAAAAGCAAAAUAAACUCUUAAA